CAUCUCUAUCUCAUCAAUCUUGAGCCUUUACAGAUGUUUUCUUGUAAGGUUCCUUGUUUUGAGUUGUUGCUUUAGCAAAUUGUUAGAUUCAUCAUUUCAAAUUGUUUUCCUUUUAAGAAAUAUCCAUAGAUCUACUGCUUCUUCUAAUUUGUUGUGCCUAAGUUGGUUAUCAGUGUCCACUUUUCCUCAAUAUCUUGUGGUUUUUUAGGAACAAUUAUUAGUUUUGCAAAAUUAGGACUACCCUUCCCGCCUUGAAAUCAAACUAAGAUUAUGUGGUAUGGUAGGCAAGUUUCAUCUGGCAAGAAAAUUGCUGUUAUUUUCUAGGCUUUGUGGGUUUCUCUGUAAUUCUAUCUCAUGUAUCAAAAACCCUUGAAGUGUCAAAAUAUUAGAACCAGCUCUAGUUGAUUAAGCUAAGAAAAAGGAAGAAGACGAAGCACUUCCCAAGUUGAGCAUUCUAGUUAACUUCCUCGUCUAUACUCGAGUAAUAGUUCAAGGAACUUGCCUAAUGGAUCUUGCAGGGCCAAUCAUUGAAAUGCUGAAUUGCCUAAUGCCUCCAGUAUGCAGGCAUUUGGAACAUCAUAGAAACCUUCAACAAAAUAUGGAAGAAAUAAGGAGGAGAUUGGGAGAUCUAAACAGCCUAAAGGAAGAUAUAGAAUCAAGAAAACAGACUGCAGAGUCUAGCUCAACAAAAGCAGUGAGAAGAGAAGUGGAGCGCUGGCUUGUGAAUGUACAAACCAUCAACAAUGAAAUUCAAAUUGUUGAACAAAAGUUUCAAAAUGUUUCUUGCCUCUGUCGUGGCUCCCUUGGAAAACAUGUUCAGAAGAAGAUUGAAGAAGUAAAUAAACUUCUUCAAGUAGGAAGCUUCCCUGAAGACAUUGUCAUUGAUAAACCUCCAGGCAGUGGAAUGACAUUGCCAACAGAGGAUGCAAAAGGUCGAUCCAAUGUGAAGGAACAAAUCAGGGAAUACUUGAUGGGUAAUGAUGUUGGAAUAAUUGGAGUUUGGGGUCCUGGAGGAAUUGGGAAAACAACUGUUAUGAAGAACAUCCACAACGACUUGUUAAAUGAGUCAAAGUUUAAUAAAGUGAUUUGGGCCACUGUACCAUAUCCAGUCAGUGUUGUUAAUUUGCAAGAUAACAUUGCUAGUAACAUUAAAGAUAAACUUCCAGAAAAUGUGACUGAGGAGCAGCGUGCAGCUACAUUAUCAGACAUUUUGAGCAGAGUGAGAUUUGUCUUGAUUUUGGAUGAUGCCUGGGGAACGUUUUCUUUUGAGGAUGUUGGAAUCCCUAAACCAACACAGCAAAAUGGGUGCAAAGUAGUUGUUACAAGCAGAUCGGUUGAGCUGUGCAAUUAUAUUGGUUGUGAGCAAGUUAUUAGGAUGCAACAACUUCCAGAGCAAGAAUCUUGGAACUUAUUCCUGGAUACGGUGGGACAUGAUGUCCUAAAAAUUCCUAAUUUAGAAGAAACUGUGAAGCUUGUGGUGGCAGAGUGUGCAGGUUUACCUCUAGCUAUCGUUGUAAUAGCUAGGAGCAUGAGGGGAGCAAAUGACAUUUCUGCAUGGAAAUAUGCUCUGUUUGAAUUAAAGAGCCGUGUAAAGAGGGUGAAAGGUUGGGAUGAUAAAAUAUUUGAACGGUUGAAAUUUAGUUAUGACCGUUUGAAUGAUGCAGAACUUCAGAAUUGUUUCCUUCAUUGUUCCCUGUAUCCUAAAGAUGGGACCAUUUGGAGGUCUGAUUUAAUAGAAGGUUGGAUUGACAAUGCGCUGAUUGAACAAUUAGAGACUAGAAAAUUGAUGCGUGACAGGGCCAAUGUUAUUUUAGAUAGUCUCAUAAAUAAAUGCUUGAUAGAGAGAGUGGAGCAUUACUCAGAUUAUGGUAUGAGGAUGCAUGAUGUGAUGAGAGAUAUGGCAUUGCAAGUUGCUGGCCCUAGAUUUAUGGCAAAAGCUGGUUUGCAGCUAACAGAGGCACCAGAAGCAAAUGAAUGGACGGAAGACCUUGAGAAAGUUUGGCUCAGAGCAAAUAGAAUAACAGAUUUUGCUUCUAGUAUGUCUCUAAACUGUCCAAAACUCUCAGGCUUGGACUUGUCGUGGAACUAUUAUUUGAGGCAGAUUCCAGAUUCCUUUUUUGUGCACAUGAUUGGCCUCAAGUUUCUAACUCUCUCUUGGACUGCUAUUGAAGCUUUACCUGAUUCCAUUUCCAUCUUAGAAAAUCUCACUGUAUUACGGCUUAAUUAUUGUCAGGAAUUAAGAUACAUGCCUCCAUUAGUAAAGUUGAAGGCAUUGAAGAAGUUGGAUCUAAAUGGGGCAGGGAUUGUGGAGUUCCCUCAAGGCAUGGAAACGUUGGUGAAUCUCCAACAUCUUAAUCUAAAGUGUCCAUAUCUGGAGGAUCUACCAAUGGAAAUACUCUGUAACCUCACUCAUCUCCAGUUUCUUGCAGUGGCUUUGAAACCUACUAGUUUUGUAAUGAAAGCAGAGAAGGUGAUUAGGCUGAAGGUGUCGGAGACUUUUAUAGGUCAAUUUGAUGACCUACAAGUCUUUAACAAUUUUGUAAAGUCUUUACAUGGGGAUCAAAAGUUCACUAGGUACUGGCUUAGGGUGGGAUUUAUAGAUGAUACGUUUGCUUUUGAUGGGAGGAUGACAUUAGAUGGAUUUGAAAUGGGAAGAGAUUACUCUGAAUUGCAUUACUCUGAAUUGCUCGCAGGUGUGGAGUGCACAAAGAUUAUUGCUUUAGGUGGUGUGGAAAUUAGAAGAGAUUAUUCUGUAUUGCUUCUAAAUGAUGUUCAACUUUUGAAGAUUACAAGGUGCAGUGAUGUGAAAAUCUUAAGUGAGACUUCUUUGUUCAAUACAGCAACAGAUUUAAGAUAUUGUGAGAUCGAUGGUUGUGAAGGGUUAGAGUGCAUACUUGACUUAUUCUCAUCAUCCUCAGUCUGCAGCUCAUUUGAUAAGCUUGAAAUUCUAUGGCUCGAUAAUUUGCGUAACUUGCAAGUACUUGUGAAAGUGGAAGCUCAAGCAACAUCGGCUCCCUCGACAUCACGGGCACCAAGACCAACACCUUCUUCCAUAUUUUCCAACCUUAAAUUUUUUAAAAUAAGAAGCUGUCCAAGAAUCAAGAAGCUGUUUCCAUUUGAGCUGCUGAAAGGUCUCCAAAACUUGGAGGAGAUUGAUGUUGAAGAUUGCCAAAGAGUGGAGGAAAUAAUAGAAGCGGAAGACGAGAAAAAAACUAUCACAACAGUGGGAAACAAUGAAACCAUCAGAUUAGGUCUUCCGAAAUUAAGAAAGUUGAGUUUAAAGCAAUUACCAAAAUUGAAGAGCAUCUGUACUACAAGAGGAGUAAUGGUUUGUGAUUCUCUUCAAAGUAUUGAAAUAUAUGGCUGUCCUAUGCUAAAUAGGAUCCCUUUAUAUCUGUCCCUGCUUCCCAACGGUGAGCUCUCUCUGCCUUCUUCACUUCAAGAAAUCUGCAUAGAGUCUGAAGAAUGGUGGGAAUCGCUGUUAUGGUACAAUCCUUCUGCUAAGGAUAUCUUCCUUCCCUUCUUGAAGCUUUGUGAACAUCGUGACUUCCUUCGCAAGGAAUUUCAUGACCUAGAAGACUUCAACAAUUAUGUCGAGUCUUUUCAAGGUCAAAAGCUUACUAGCUAUGAGCUUAGUGUGGAAGCAACUGAGCUUAGUGUGGAAGCAACUGAUGACGAUGACAACGUGGAUCUUUCUGUUGCUGAUUUUGACUCUUAUUUUUAUACCGAUGGUGAUGAUUGCUCUAAGGCGUUAAUUUUGGGGGGAAUGGAAAUUAAUGAUGAUUAUCCCGUACUGCUUCCUGAUGACCUUCAGCUUUUGAUCAUUAAGCGCUGCGGCUUGAAAAGCUUAAACGAUGCUUUUGCAUUUAAAGCAUUAACAGACUUAAGAUCAUGUACAUUGUGUACAACAACACAGCCUUCCAUCUUUUCCAAUCUUAAGAAUCUGUCAAUAUACAAAUGUCCAAGAAUCAAGAAGUUGUUUACAUCUGAGUUGUUGAAGGGUCUCCAGAACUUGAAGAGUAUUUAUGUUACUGGCUGCGCAAAAAUGGAGGAAAUAAUAGAAGUGGAAGAAGAGAAAGAAACUCUCGUGACAGAUGGAGAAAAUGAAACAAUUACUUUCAUUCUUCCCAAAUUAAGGAAAUUACUAUUGGAGGGCUUACCAAAACUGAAGAGCAUCUGUACUGCAAGAGGACUAAUGGUGUGUGAUUCUCUAGAAAUAAUUGGCAUGGUUGAAUGUCCAAAGCUAAAGAGGAUCCCUCUAUACCUGCCCCUGCUUCCCGAUGGAGAGGUCUGUUCUCCUCCUUCACUCAGAAAAAUCUGCACAAAGUCAAAAGAAUGGUGGGAAUCACUGGUGUGGGACAACCCUUCCACUAAGGGUAUCCUCCUUCCAUUCCUAAAUAUAAAAGAGGAUUGGCCUUCCACGUUAGAGCAAUUAACAGACGCUUCUGAAACUGAAGAUGAAUAAUCUAGCCUCCACAAGAGUUCUUACAUUGUGGAAGCAAAAUUUCUUGAGUAGAGGAGCAGAGCAAAAGCAAAUGGGAUUCGUCUCAUGUGGUUUGAAUUGUGAUGAUAUUGUUAUCUUCAUUUCAUCUGACAUUAGCCCACUUGAACUUCGAUUAAUGCUUGUUUUCUUGUAUAAUCAGUACUUUGUUGAUGUUGCCCUAGCAAUGUCCAUUCAAAUGAUUUCUAUUGAUGACAGUUUGCUUGAUGAGUAACUCUGUUAAAGACAGCUUAAUUUCUUGUAUCGUGUUGUGUAAUGAACAAUGACACUGUUC
Rubroshorea leprosula is the source of this 4775-nucleotide messenger RNA. The record is from the annotation of a GenBank genome assembly. Lineage: Eukaryota; Viridiplantae; Streptophyta; Magnoliopsida; Malvales; Dipterocarpaceae.